ACGACUCUACAUCAGGGGUCAUGACUGCUUACAACACAGGAAAUGAUAAAAAAAAACUGAAAGCAGCUUUGUGAAUAUAAUGGACUCACAAACAGAGAGUGAGAGAUCGGGCGUUCACCAGAAUGGAGUCAUUGCUCUAGCAUUUACAGUCUUGUGGUUUGUGCAACUGUGAGUCUCCUGGUCAGAGUUUUAACAUGAAUUUGCUUCCUCAAACUCACACGAAAGUACUCGCUCUGAGAGGAGAGAUGUUACGGCGAGAUCGACGCUUCAGGGAUCAAUUAAGAGGCAGAAAAUGCUGUGAAUGCAGUGUAUCUCUGUCCCGCUGGUACUAUGAGAAAGAUGGACGUCUCUUCUGUAGUAAGGACUACUGGGCAAAAUUUGGGGAGCUGUGUCAUGGCUGCUCUGAGCCGAUCACCACUGGGCUCAUCAUGGUUGCAGGUGAGCAGAAGUAUCACCCCGAGUGUUUCACCUGCCUGAACUGUCGCACGUUCAUCGGCGAUGGCGACAACUACGCUCUGGUGGAGAGGUCCAAGCUGUACUGUGGACAUUGUUAUUACGAGACCAUCGUGACCCCGGCGACUCUGCCUGACUCUCCGUGCUCACGGAUCCCUCACACGGUCACGCUGGUGUCCAUUCCAGCCUCCACAGAUGGAAAGCGUGGCUUCUCUCUGUCCAUCGAUCCGGGAAGCAGCCCGAACGGCUACAGCACCGACUACAACCCCACAGUCCGCGUGUCCCAGGUGGAUUCCGAGUGCAUCAGUCCUGACGUGAAGAACACCAUACAUGUUGGUGACCGUAUCCUGGAGAUCAAUGGUACCCCCAUCCGGAACGUUCCUGUUGAUGAGAUCGAUUUGCUCAUUCAAGAGACCAGUCGCCUCCUGCAGCUCACCAUCGAACACGACCCCCUUGACCCUGAAAACCCCAGCAGCCCUUUUGAGUAUGAGGUGGACGGACCGAGCCCACUGCCCGAGAGACACAGCCCGGUUUCCCCGAUCACACAACCGCCGAACCACGACAUCAACAACCUGCGUUCACGCGUGAUCACGCGGAGCUUCAGUAUCGAUAAGUCACCGUGCUCCAGCAACGCUGCGUCCCCAAUGUCCCUGAGGAAGGAUAUCGGACGCUCGGAGUCGCUCCGUGUCGUGACAAACCGCACACACAGGAUCUUCCGACCCUCCGAUCUCAUCCAUGGAGAAGUGCUGGGAAAGGGCUGCUACGGUCAGGCUAUUAAGGUGACCCACAAGGAGACCGGUGAGGUGAUGGUGAUGAAGGAGCUCAUCCGAUUUGACGACGAGACCCAGCGGACCUUCCUUAAAGAAGUCAAAGUAAUGAGAUGCCUGGACCACCCCAACGUCCUCAAGUUCAUCGGGGUUCUCUACAAAGACAAGAGGCUGAACUUCAUUGCUGAGUACAUCAAAGGAGGAACCCUGAGGGAAAUCAUUAAGAAAAUGGACAGUAAUUAUCCCUGGAACCAGAGAGUGAGUUUUGCCAAAGAUAUUGCAUCUGGGAUGGCCUACCUUCAUUCCAUGAACAUCAUCCACCGUGAUCUCAACUCUUACAACUGUCUGGUCAGAGAGAACAACAGUGUCGUGGUGGCAGACUUUGGGCUCGCGCGCCUCAUGGUAGAAGACAAGAACCAGGACAAACUUGGAAAGCUUCAGGGUGUGAAGAAACCUGACAGGAGGAAGAGAUACACCGUUGUGGGAAACCCGUACUGGAUGGCUCCGGAAAUGAUCCAUGGAAAGAGCUACGAUGAGAAGGUGGACAUCUUUUCCUUCGGCAUCAUGCUGUGUGAGAUUAUUGGGCGAGUCAAUGCAGAUCCAGACUACUUACCCCGAGCCAUAGACUUUGGCCUGAACGUCAAUGGAUUCCUGGAGCAUUAUUACCCUCCAGAUUGCCCCCGCGCUUUCUUCCCCCUGGCUGUCCUGUGCUGUGACCUGGAUCCUGAGAAACGACCUGCUUUUGUGAAGCUGGAGGAAUGGCUUGAAAAGCUAAAGAUGCACUUGGACAUGCGUUUCUCACUGGUUUCUGAGCUGGAGCAGGUCCAUCUAGACUUCUGGCAGAAGCAUCCACCUGAGGAGAACAAGCUGCCCACUCAUCGAGAGCAGACGGAAUAGCCAAUCAGGGUCUGAUCUCAUGGUGUUCAUUCCCAAUGUUGUGAAAAACCCGCUGGCUAAGGAGUGCUUGGGCGACGGAGCAGGUCCGUGUUAUUGGACUGGCAUUCGGUAAUGUUCUCUUCGUAACUGGAGGUCCGUAGCAGGAUUUGGAGCACAUUCUGUGGAAAUUUUGGUGGGUUUUGAAGAAUCGUUCUUCUGAACUGCAGGGCAUCAUUCCUCUACCGUCACUGUCACUUUAGCUUCUCCAGCAUCUCAUCAGAGUUCUUGACAUCCACUAUACACCUCUGAACUGAAUUCUCAAUGUCAUGGAUAGUUACGAAAUAUUAUAUUCAUCUACUUUUCAUUUGAAUCGUGUAAAAAGGACCCGUUUUCUAAAGACGCCAUGUUCUGCAAGCCAAAUAAGAAAGAAAGGCGUGUUUGUAAAUGAUCCGUUCUUCUGUCCCGCUUGUUGUUGGGCAGUGAACGCGAGAUCAAACCGACUCUUCUGAGAUGAAUGAGUUUGUACAGAAUGCUUCCCUUUAGUUUCGUCUUUCAAUCCUUGUAGCUUUGACAAUGUUUAGUCUACAACAGGGGCGUCAAACUCCUUUCGUAUAACGGACCGCGAUGCACUUCAUAAGCCGACCGAACCGAUAACAUCAUCAGCAACCUUCUAAAUGUGUCAAUUUAAUCUGAACAGAAAAUAGAUAAACAUCUGGUAAUUAAUUAGAAAAAAAAAACAAUUCUAAUGAUGGUUUUACCAUUCUGUGCCUUGCAUGAGUAUUUACCAUCCUUGUAAUCAUUUUUUUAUGUCUUACAACCCAAAACUAUUGCAUUUUGGGUGAGAUCGGGGAAUUUUUUUAUUUUUUUUUUAAAAACAAAUCAAACUAUGGUUGCAUAAGUAUUCGCUCCCAUGGCUAUGAAACCCCUAAAUGACUCAUGAUUCAUUAUGAUUCAUGGUUACAGCUUUCUAACGAACGAUUACGUGUCUUUAGCACAUUUUAAUGUAGCUACAUUUAUGACCAUGAGUUUAAUACAGUAUUUUACACAUUUUCUCAUUCGGUUAUGGUCCGUGAAAGAUGAUUUAAUGUAAAACGCACAUUAGGGUAUAUAUGUGUGACAUAUGUUUGACUCCCCUGAUGUAAAACAAGGUACACUUUUCUUUAGGUACAUUAUACUGUCUCUACCCCUAAGGUGAGACCCUAAACAUAGUGUAUAUACCUAAUUACUUAUUGUACAUCUUUUACAUUGUACAGACAUUAUUUUCUAUACAGUUAUGACAUUGCCAUAUUUUUCUUGGCCUGUGGGUUGAAAUGAAAGACUGAGAGACUUUCUUUCCAUUCGUAACAGGGAUAUGUGUCCUAUAGAUCUUUAAAUAGGUGUCCGGGUCUUUUUCUUUUCUUUUCUUUAAAUGCCUGGCUUUGUUGAGUGUUUUAUUUGCUCAUAAUCUAUUUUAUUUAGUUUGUAAUAUUACACACUGUAACAUUUGGAUUUCACAAUCAGGUGCAGAAACAUCGUUCGGUCGAGGUGACGACAGGUUCACGAUCGACUUCCGUGUAAGAAUCAGGAUGGUGUUUAAAUAUAUAUAUAUAUAUAUAUAUAUAUAUAUAUAUAUAUAUAUAAGAAAAGAAAAUGAAUCUGUUCCAACGCCACUCUUGUGGCUUUUGUCCUUUGCCGCCUCAGUGAUGUUUGCCUGCGUCUCACUAGUAUGUGAAACUCCCUAUGGGAGACGUCCUGUUUACAUGAACUCGCUGCCUGUAAAUAUGUCUGUUUAUGUGGUCAAACUCAGCUAUUUUCCUUGUUCCUCUUUCACCGCUCGUCCCGUCAGGGAUCGGCUGCACGGUGCCUCGGCUGCACGAGGGAUCCUCCACAAAUUUGGCUGUUCUUCUAACUCAGAAUAUGCUUUUCUGGAAGUAAACAGAGCGGAGGACUGUGUGCAGAUAGCAGUCGCAGGCCAACAGAUGUAAAAAGAAAUCUUUUAUGUACAGAACCACAAAAAGUUUUGUAUAGAUUUUCCACUGAUUUUCAUUUGCACUAAAUACGGAAACAGCGCAGAAGAAAACCGGCGCUUUUUUCCUUUCCUAAUGGUUACAGAAAAAUGGAUCAUGUUCUGAUUCUUAUAUGAAUAAAAAGACACCGAAAGUCUUUUUGUAAAAAAAAAAAAAAAUGGAGAAGAAAGAAAGAAAAAAAGUCAGUCCUGGUAAACAUUUUUCAGUCGCAAAUAAGUGUGAGAUACUUUGCAAGCGGUGUGUGUGUGUCCAUGUGUGAGGCAUCUACUGUACAUAAGACAUUACAUUCAUGACCAUGUAAGAAAUCUCUUUACACUUUGUCCUUCUCCUGAUGCACUACUGUACGUUGUGUCACGUAAAGGGAGAUCGUAGGCCAGCUAUAUUUUUCCGUUUAUUGAUUAUAUUCUAUAUACUUUUUUUUUUUGCUGAAACCUAUGAAAGCCAUAUUUUCCCUUGAUGGGACUUGGCAUCAUGUCGUAAUAAGCCAGAGUGUGUGAAAAUGCUCACAUUUACUACAUGUAAAAUACUGUAGAAUAUGCAAUAGUAGAAGAGAAAAGAAAAACAAAAUAAUCAUAAAUAUACAUUUCUGGGUCAUUUGAAUUCUGUGGCUGUUUUAAUACAUCAUCAUGAUAUUUCAGUACUGAAACUGUAAGCAUUUCUUUGGAGUUUAUUACACAGGGGUUUGGAGCCUGUGGGCUCUUUGCUGCCUAAAGAAAGAUCCUUUGUGAAAGAUGUUGUGUUUUAUAACGACUGCUUAAUCGUACUAUGUCAUUUUCACUGAAUGCUGCUUCACCUCCAUUGAAAGCACUUAAUGUCCUAGUCUAGUAUUGAACCUCGAUAGUCUAGCUCAGGGCAUCAUCACAAAAAAAAAACAAGUUAUUACUCAUAUUAGUAUUACACUUAAAGUACAGUAAAAUACAGAACAUGCACGCUUGGCUCUUCAACAAUACACAAUAUAUACAGCAAAGUGUACUUUUUGAUCCAUGUGACAGUGUAUGGCAUGUAAUCUGGAUGUUUCACCUUUGUCAAGCAUGAUGACUGUGAGCUUAUAUGUGCGAAUGCUGCAGCAGUCCUUCUUUGCAAAGGAUCGUUUUACCUCCGAAUAUUGCUGUGCCUUUGUUUUAAGCUAGCCUUGCCAACGAAUUGCAGAGCAUUUAGAAUUUUAUUUUUAUUUUAAGCCUGACCAAUUUGAUUUUAUGUCAUUUCUGAUCUGUUAAUACGAGUCUUCCUGUUGCUUUCUAUAUUUAUGCUGUAUUCUCCAUAUAUUCAUUGUCCAGUUUGGUAUUUAGUUUUAUGAAUUUUUUGUGCUUUGUUUUAAUUUAAUAUUCGUACACAAGCUGUGAAAAAAAAACAUAUUCUGCACUUUAAAAUUCUGGCCAUAAAAAUCCAAGGAGUCAACUAUAUUUGAUUGCAGCUGGAAUAAAACUGCCGCUCCUUAACUGUUAA
Messenger RNA from Tachysurus vachellii, 5548 nucleotides. RefSeq names its product LIM domain kinase 1a (gene limk1a). Lineage: Eukaryota; Metazoa; Chordata; Actinopteri; Siluriformes; Bagridae. Gene Ontology annotation, cellular component: nucleus; neuron projection; cytoplasm. The record is from RefSeq and is a predicted model, not a curated record. The transcript is spliced from 15 exons. Gene Ontology annotation, molecular function: protein serine/threonine kinase activity; protein binding; ATP binding. Bases 195 to 2117 code for a protein of 640 amino acids. Gene Ontology annotation, biological process: positive regulation of stress fiber assembly; actin cytoskeleton organization; protein phosphorylation.